AAAAGCUUAAAAAAAAAUAAAUUUCUCAUCUAUAAAAAGAAAAAAAGGACAACAACAAAGAAAAGUUCAUAAAUAAAUCAACAUUUUUACACAUUGUCCUGUAUCCUUUGAUGAUUUUCAGUGCCAUCUGACGCUGAAGUCUUCUAAAGUUUUUCUAAUUUUUUUGUGCAUUUAAAGGUUGAGACCUAACACAUAAGUCAUGAUUGGUGCUAUUGCUCAUUUAUAAAUGACUUCGACAUCGGUGUCCAGGCCCCAAUGCACCUUGCUGAGCGAGACAGCAUGAAUGUGAAGACCUCUUGGAGCAGCCAUAAGAUGUCGACGACGACGAUGACGACGACUCCGCCGCCGCCGCCCCCGGUUUCGACGCCGGCGCCCGCCCCGGCCACUUCGCCGACGAUGGGGAAAGAAUCGCCUCUGAAGAGACAGCUGAGGGACCGGAAGGAGAGGAAGGCCUAUGUCGACGAUUGGGCGAUAGCCGAAGACGAAUUGGAAGGUAAAAGGUCAUUUUGCCUCCAAGAGAAACUCAAUUCCGACGCUUACAGUCAGUCUUACGUGAGGGAAAUGAACGGAGCCGACUUCUCAGUCACUUACCUUCAGAGACACGGCUUCAACACCCCGCUUCUCUUCAAGGAGAAGAUCGGCUUAGGACUUCACGUCCCGAGUCAGAGUUUCACCGUCAACGACGUGAGGACGUGCGUCGGUUCGAGGAGGACCCUCGACGUCAUGGACGUCAACACGCAGAAAAAUUUCGAAAUGUCCAUGAAAGAAUGGCAGAGGUACUACGAAGACCCUAACAAGGAGAAACUCCUCAACGUCAUAUCCUUGGAGUUCAGCCACACGAAACUGGAGAAUUACAUCCAGACGCCUUCGAUCGUACGACAGAUCGACUGGGUCGACUGUGUCUGGCCGAGGCAUUUGAAAGAAGCUCAGACUGAAUCUACCAACGCGAUUGACGAAAUGUUCUACCCUAAAGUUCAGAAGUAUUGCCUUAUGUCGGUGAAAGGUUGUUACACCGAUUUUCACGUAGACUUUGGAGGUUCGUCCGUUUGGUACCACAUCUUAAGAGGUAGCAAAGUCUUUUGGCUCAUACCGCCGACAGAGCACAACAUAAAGCUUUUUGAACAGUGGGUGCUCUCUGGGAAACAGAGUGACAUAUUCUUUGGUGAUACCGUGGAGAAAUGUAGUAGAAUCACUUUAAUGGAAGGGCACACAUUUUUUAUUCCAACGGGUUGGAUUCAUGCUGUAUACACUCCAAAAGACUCGCUCGUUUUUGGUGGAAACUUCCUUCACUCGUACGGCAUCGAUAAACAGAUAAGAAUAGCUACUGUCGAAGAGACUACCCACGUUCCUCAAAAGUUUAGAUAUCCGUUUUUUACAGAAAUGCUAUGGUAUGUUUUAGUCAGGUAUGUACAUGUCCUUUUGGGAAGGUCGCACCUGAGAGAUUGCCCUGAAGCCGAACCUCCUACCAAACAUAUCCAUCUUACCGCUCUCGAACUACACGGAAUCAAAGCCAUAGUCACUUACCUUCAUUCUCUGCCUACCAACAAAAAGAAUAUCCCAGAACUCAUUGUCGACCCUGUUGCCCUUAUCAAAGAUGUGAGGACGCUCGUUGAACAGCACAGGCAUGACAUACCAGAGUUUUCAGUGACGGGUUUCCCCGUAUUAUGCAAUCCGGGGAUUAAAUACAGUGAACGGAGAUUACCUUUGAUGAAGGGUCUCGGCAUGGGACACGGUAAAAUGAAAAGGCUCGGCAUGAAAACCCCUUCCCUCGGUGCUAAAGCCAAAACAAAAGCUGGUCCCAGGCGCCGCAGGACGAGAUGCAAAAAAUGUGCCGCUUGCCAUCAGAGUGACUGCGGAGAGUGUGUAUUCUGCCAAGAUAUGGUCAAAUUCGGCGGUUCAGGCCGAGCGAAACAAACUUGUAUUAUGAGACAGUGUCUUCAGCCUAUGCUUCCUGUUACAGCUGCUUGUUCUGUCUGCGGUUUAGACGGCUGGGGCCAGCAAUUGGCUCUUCCUGUCCACAAAAUGGCCAAGGACGCUCCGAGUUCGUUGAUGGAAUGUUCGGUCUGUUAUGAAAUUCUUCAUCCCGACUGUGUUGAGAAAAUUUGCCCAGAGCAUAAAGGACAAGUCAACGAAGACCUGCCUAAUUCCUGGGAAUGUCCCAAGUGUGUACGCGAUGGAAAAAAUACCGAAUAUAGACCGAGGCAUUUUAGAGCGCGUAGAAAAUGGGACCAGAGGAGAAAAUCUGCAAAUAGUGAUGGCGGUCCUCCUAUGAAACGAGGUCAUAACGAGUUUUCCGACAGCGACAGAGGGGACAGCGAUAGUGACAUGGAUGAGAAAAAAGUGCAGUUGUUGAAAAACGAAGACGAAUUGAAAAAUGAAGAUGACAACAAUAGCUCUGGCCGUUGGUCUGACAAACAAAAUGACUCUGCUAUCGCCCAAAGAAGAAACAGUGUAGAUUCCGAUUCAGCUCCAUCAAGUCCUCCCAACUCACCCACACCUUCCUCAUAAUUUCCAUAAAGACCUGAAGCAUGUGAUAACUAUAUAAACUCUUACCCAGA
This is a messenger RNA of Cimex lectularius (bed bug), 2558 nucleotides long. RefSeq names its product jmjC domain-containing histone demethylation protein 1 (gene Kdm2). The transcript is spliced from 2 exons. Lineage: Eukaryota; Metazoa; Arthropoda; Insecta; Hemiptera; Cimicidae. Gene Ontology annotation, molecular function: DNA binding; transcription coregulator activity; histone demethylase activity. Gene Ontology annotation, biological process: protein demethylation; regulation of transcription by RNA polymerase II. The record is from RefSeq and is a predicted model, not a curated record. The coding region runs from base 256 to 2508 and encodes 750 amino acids.